AUGACAGCACGCACCUCGAAGCGGCAACACGCGGCCACCGCGCCUCCACGAAUGAUGCCGGUGCCCAGCCUCACCCGCUCCACACAGGAGGCCCCUCUCCGGCCUCGCCGAGUUUUGGCGGGGGCUCUUCUAGUCGCCGCCCUGCUGCUGGCAGGCCCUUCCUCCGAGUCCUUCGCCUACGCCGGGAGGGGCAUCAGCCCUCUCAAGGAAGACGUGGAGGUACUCGGCGUGCUCAGAGGGCGGCUCGUCGUGGGAUACCACAUGAGCUUAGAGGCGGUGAACGUCUUUGCCAAUGGCACCAGGCUGAAGCCAAUGAAGGGCAACAACUGGCGAAAGCAGGAGAUCCGGUAUGGCGAGCGAGACUGCAAGUAUGCCGAGUUUGCGAUCCCACCGCUUCCUGCAGACAUCAACGUUCUGGGCCGGGUUGUGGGAGGCCAGAUCCUGGUCAAUGCCAUGGCCCCAGUGACCCACAGAUUCUUAGUUCCUCAAUACCCAACCUUUAAACUUUUUGGGUUCUUAUAG
Molecule: messenger RNA, 522 nt
Organism: Symbiodinium sp. CCMP2456
Lineage: Eukaryota; Dinophyceae; Suessiales; Symbiodiniaceae
Source: the annotation of a GenBank genome assembly